This is a messenger RNA of Cyclocybe aegerita, 2988 nucleotides long. NCBI's taxonomy places the organism in Eukaryota, Fungi, Basidiomycota, Agaricomycetes, Agaricales, Hemipholiotaceae. The record is from the annotation of a GenBank genome assembly.
AUGGCUACAAUCGAAUCCUCGAAUGGCUCCGUUCCUGUCUCCGCGGAAGAAACCCGUGUUAUUUCGGAAAUUGGCGACGCGCAUGAUGCCGAACAUGAGGAACAAGGUGACCAACCUGCAGAGGCUGUUUGCGCCGACAACGAGGACCUGCAUAUUGAAGACUUAGGUCCACCUGCUUCCUUACAAAGGGAGGCUCCUGUCGAGUCCGCACCAACAAUCACCACUUCUCCAUCCAAGAAAGGCACAAUGUCCGCCACGGCUAAUAAAGCCAAUGGUGGACCGCCAACUCCGACGGUGAAGAAGAUCAUCAAUUCCGGCACGUUUGGUGCGGGUUCUGUAAAACCAACUGGACCCAAGGCCGCUUCUGCAACCUCAGCAGCACCAGCGAAGACAGCAGCCCCACCACUGAAAAAGCCAACUACCUCUGCUCCAGCACCAGCAUCCAAACCAGCUUUGGCAUCAUCCAUGUCCUCCAAGCCAACUACUGCCUCUUCGGCCGCAGCUGCCAACCGCAGAGCGUCUGUCGUGCCCACGAAGGCAUCAGCUCCUCCGAUAGGAAAACCUUCCUUAUCCGCCUCUGCAAAUGCAAGGCCAGCUCCAGACCCUGCCUCCACGCGCAAAUCUGUGGUUUCUCCUAGUGGUUCGGUCGGGUCGGUGAAGGCUGCGUCUGCCACAUCGGCAGCACGUCCACGCGCCUCGGUAUCGGAAGCUGCGAAGAAGGCCCCUCUUGCCUCGAGACCCUCCUUAGCUGGUACCGCGAAACCUUCUGCAGGACCUGUUAGGACGACCACCGUCUCUCGAUCUGCCGCCGCACCUGCACCCAAAUCACGUACAACUGCUUCUAUCUCGAGCAUUAAAGAAGUUAAAGAGGAUCUGGCGAAGGACGAUGGAAAGGUUACGGAACUGCAGAACCAGCUGGAGGAGGCUACGAAGACUCUGGAAUCUAAGACUGUCGCCGUCGUUGACCUCGAAGCUCAGGUCAAGACGCUUCAGGACUCUCUCGCGUCGGCGUUAGUGGAAGCGGAGUCAAAGGGAGCCUCAGUAACAACGGAGCUAGAAACGGCUAAAGCUGCCGCUGAAGCUCAGCUCUCUGAAGUGCAGGCAACUUUGAGCACCACGCAGGAGCAAUUGACGACUGUCACCACAGCGCUGGGAACUGUGGAGCAAGAGCUCGCAAGCGCCAAAGCAGCGGCUGCCCAACAAAUUGAUCUCGUGCAUUCGUUGCAAACACAAAUUCAUGGGCUUGAAGCCGACCUACAGUCCUCGAGGGAGAAACUUGAGGUCUUGGAGAGAUCAAGUGCGGCUGAUGCCGCCUCUGCCGCUGAAGCAUCUUCUGCAGACCGCGACGCACUUCUCAAAGCUAAAGCUGACCUCGCAACCGCGUCUGAAGAAGUCAGCUCUUUGAAUGCCGCCCGUGAAGCGGCUGUGAAGGAGUCGGAAGCUCGCAUUGCGGAACUUCAAGAAAAAGCUGGUGCAACUGAGACUCUGGAAGCACAGAUCGCUGCUCUCAAAUCAGAGAAGGGAGAGAGUGCCAACAAACUCUCCGAGCUGGAAGUCGAGAUUCUCGAGCUGAAGGAAACUCAGGAAGGACUCGAAGAUGCGCAGGAUAGCCUGAAGAAGCGGGUUGCGGACCUCGAAAGCGACUUGGCCAAGGCAGCCUCUGAUGCCAGCGCCGCCGCCGAGGCAGCAACCAAGCGGGAGGCAGAACACGCCCAGAAGCUAGAAGAAUUGGUUGCCCAUCAUUCGAAGGAACUCGAGGCUGCUUCUCUCCAGCAGGAAGAGUUAACAAACUCUCUUGAGGGCCUCAAAGCGCAGCAUGCUGAAGCCCUCGCUGCCCAUGAGCAGACCAAGCAAGAUGGCCUCAAGAGAGAAGAGGAGCAUACGUCUCAACUGCAAGAACUCGAGACAGAACAUCUGGCAAAGCAGGCCGCCAUUUCAGCUGAGCUAGAGAAGGUUUCCCAAGAACUUCUGGAUCAAGAGUCCAUAUACAACUCCAAGGUCGACGGUGUGAAGGCCGAACAUGCCCAACUCUUGCAAGAGGCAUUUGAGCGAGCAAAGAAAGAAGCAGCGGAAGCACACACACAAGAACUACAGGCUCUUCGUUCAGGCUCAAAUGACACAAUGGAGCAAAUUCAAGCGGCAAGCCAGAUCGCAAUUGCGGAAUUGAAAGCCGAGCACGCUUCGCAGCUGGAGUCAGAACUCGGUGGACUGAAUAAACAAAUCAGCAAACUCAACAUCGAGUUGAAAGCUACCCAAGAUGAUCUAAUCAAGUGUAAAGCUGCUCUUGAAGCAUCACGUGCUGAGGUGGAAUCGUUGACCAAACAACGAGACGAUGCCCGGGCCCAAGCUGAGGCUGUGCCUACUGUCUCUCCAGAGCACGCUGAGGAAAUCGCUCGUUUGGCGAAGGAGCUCUCCAACACCAAGGAUGAUUUUGCAGCCACGAAAGACAUGCUCGAGCUCACCAAAUCUUCGAUGCAUGAGCUAUCGGAGAAGCACUCGAAAGAGCUGGAAGAGGCAGCGAAGACCCGCGCCGAUGAAGUCCUGAAAGUGCGGUCUGCUCAUGAUGCUGAAAUUAGUAAACUGGCGACGCAGAAGUCGGAGCUACUCAUCAGUCUGUCGGACCUGCAAGGUGAACUUGCGACAGCGAAGGCUGCCCUCGCUGCGCAGACGACUGCUUCUCCUAAGAGUAAUGGCAGCUCGCACCCACCUACAUCGCCAGGUGUCACCAAGGAGGAGCUUACCAAGCUGCACGAAGCCCAUAAUCUCAAGAUUCACGACCUGCAAGCCGAGCACGAGAAGGCCUUGCGUCUUGCCAGAGAGGAAUUGAAUAAGGCGCUCGACAAGAUUGGCGAGCUCAACCAAGAUCUCUCGCGGAAGGCAAUGGAGAUCCAGUACCUUGAACAAGAUCAAGAUGAAAGUCAAGAGCAAAUCACCCGAUUGAAGGAAGAUAUCGACGCCUUGACAGCGAAGAUCGGCAACUCGACAUGA